This is a messenger RNA of Columba livia (rock pigeon), 2627 nucleotides long. RefSeq names its product ecdysoneless cell cycle regulator (gene ECD). The transcript is spliced from 13 exons. The record is from RefSeq and is a predicted model, not a curated record. NCBI's taxonomy places the organism in Eukaryota, Metazoa, Chordata, Aves, Columbiformes, Columbidae. Gene Ontology annotation, cellular component: nucleus. Bases 67 to 1983 code for a protein of 638 amino acids.
AGCGUCCCCGCCCCGCGGCGCGGCCCGCUGUCUCUCGGCUCGGCCUGCUGGCCCUCGCUCGGCACCAUGGAGGGGCUCGGGCGGCCCGCGCUGGCGGAGGACGCCGUGCGCUACCGCCUCUUCGCGGCGGCGGCCAAGGGGGACGGGGCCGAGGCGCUGCUGCGGCGCUGCGCAGACGCCAUCGUGGUGCGGUUCGCGCCGCUCCUGGCCGCCUACAUCUGGCAGCGGGAGCCGUUCCGCCUGCGCUACGCGCCGCCGCGGGGCGAGACCCCGGCGCACAUCGGCGGCACCACGCUGUUCGGGGACAACGUUGAGGACGAGUGGUUCAUCGUGUACCUUGUCCGGGAGAUCACCAGGGAGUUCCCGGGGCUGGCGGGCAGGGUUGAUGACAACGAUGGGGAGUUUCUCUUGAUAGAAGCAGCAGAUUUUCUCCCGAAGUGGUUGAAUCCUGAGAAUAGUGACAACAGGGUGUUCUUUUACAAAGGAGAACUGCACAUCAUUCCGCUGUCAGAGGCUCAGGAGCAGGACUGCGACCCAUCUGCUGCCAGUCCAACAAUCUCACAGGUGCUGAGGCUGUUAUCCAGCCGUUCCGAGGAGUUCCUGGCCGCGGAACCCAUUAGAACAGCGCUGUAUAAACGCAUCAGUGGAUAUCCUGAGAAAAUUCAGGCCUCGCUUCACCGCGCGCAGUGCUACCUGCCGGCGGGCGCCGCAGCCGUGCUGAGGCAGCGCCCGGCCCUGGUGGCUGCGGCCGUCCAGGCCUUUUACCUGCGGGAUCCCAUAGAUUUACGAGCCUGUCGCUCUUUUCACAUUUUCCCUCCAGACCAGCGUGUGAUGACUGUAGUUACUUUCACAAAGUGUUUAUAUGCACAGCUGGUGCAGCAGAAGUUUGUUCCGGAUAGACGCAGUGGAUACACACUGCCCCUCCCAUCUCACCCUCAAUACAAAGCCUAUGAACUGGGCAUGAAACUGGCUCAUGGCUUUGAAAUCUUGUGCUCCAAGUGCAGUAAAGUAUCUCAUGAUUCCAAGAGAAAUGUGUUAAGUGGUCCCCUGUGGGAGAGAUUCCUCAGCAGCCUGAAGGAAAACAAUUAUUUCAAGGGAGAAAUGGAAGGAUCUGCCAAGUACUUGGAACUGUUGUGUAUGGCAGAGGAUUACUUCCAGCGAUCUGUUACCAAGCCGGAGUGCUCUGAAGAGAGCCCAGGUGAUGAAAUCUUGACAUUGCUACAGACAACAACCAUUGACAUGAAGGAAUUUGAGAGGGAAGCAGCUUGUCUUCCUCCUGAAGAUGAUGACAGUUGGCUGGAGAUUACACCGGAUGAUUUAGAUCAGAUGCUGAAGGAGGCAAGAAGCGAGUCCCACUCUUCUCUGAAUGAGGAAGAGCAGAAAUAUGACUUGGAAGCAGUUGCUGAAAGUAUGAAAGCUUUUGUAUCCAAAGUCUCAACGCAUGAAGGAGCAGAAAUGCCAUGGUCAUCUGAUGAAUCCCAUGUUACCUUUGACGUAGAUUCUUUCACAAGAGCAUUAGACAGAAUUUUAGGGGAGGACUCAGAAGAGCUGGAUUCUGAUGAUCUGGAUGAAGAGCAGGAGUUUAAUUUCUCAGAUGAGGACAAUGAAGACUUAGAUGCUGAAAAUCAAAGGCAAGAAGAGAAGGUAUUGCCUGAUGAGCUUAUAGGCAGCCUCAAGUCAUAUAUGGAUGAGAUGGACCGGGAACUGGCACAUACCAAUGUUGGUAAAAGUUUCACCACCCAAAAGAAAGGGGCAAGUUCUGUUAAAACAACUGCAUCUCAAAGCACUGGCCCUGAUUCUGGAGCUGAAGAUACUGAGCUGACACCAGUCGAUGUGGAUAUGAACCUCAUAACUAACCUGCUGGAAUCCUAUAGUGCUCAAUCCGGACUGGCAGGACCCACUUCAAACAUUUUACAGAGCAUGGGUGUGUAUUUACCUGAAAAUGCAGAUCGUGUCGGCUCUAAUAAGGGAGCAACAGAAUAAGAGACUGUCUUAAUUCAGAAGACAUGAUUGACUGAGAAAUAAAGCACCAAAAGACUAGCAGUAUUUGGAAGAAGAGAUGAAAGCUUUGCAUUUAAAGCCUUUUAUGCGUUAGUUAUGUGUGACUUUAAAGAUGCAAAGUGAAUUUGCCUGCAAAAGCCAUCUGUUCUGAUUCUAUCUUGGAUAGAAAUCAGAUUUUUCUAGUGCUAACGUUUUCAGAAAACCGAAAAAUGAUGUUGUGACUUGAAUGAAACUUUUGUUGCAGAACCUGUUUUCAGUUUUUCAAAUGGAUGAUCCAAUUUACCAUAUUUCUAAAAUGUCCUUUUACCCUUUACUGGGUGGUUUCACGCUCUGUAAAGCAGUGCAUGUUCUGAAAAUCGUGCUGCCGCCAGGGGGGGACAGAGGAAUACCAUGUUAUAGGAACAGAUUUCUCUUGGCGAUUCGGGAAUGCUGGUUAAAUGUUCGGCAGACACUUAAUAUUUCUUCCAAAAGUACAAACACUUCAUUGUAAGAACUGCUAAUUACUGUAAGAAUGUGUUUUUCAUUAACCAGAACAAUUUAAAGAGUAAUUGAAUUGAAUAUGUAAAUGUGGGCCACAAGUUUUUUUGGUGUGUUUUUUUUUUAAUAAAAACAGAAAUACAACUGGA